CCCAUUGGGGCAUGGGAUACAUCGGCAGUCGCUGACAUGAGCGGCAUGUUUGCGUAUGUCUCUGCAUUCAACCAGCCCAUCGGGGCAUGGGAUACAUCUGCAGUCACUUACAUGAGCGAGAUGUUUUAUGGUGCCUCUGCCUUCAACCAGCCCAUCGGGGCAUGGGAUACAUCGGCAGUCACUCGCAUGAGCGCAAUGUUUAAGGAUGCCUCUGCCUUCAACCAGACCCUGUUGCUCUGGAAUACGUCCGUUGUUGGCAGUAUGGAUCAAAUGUUCGACGGGGCAGAGAGUUUCCAAAAGUCACCUUGCCAGGCAGGGAGCUUACCGGCCUAUAACAAGCUGGGCUGCCAGCGGUGCCAAUCCAAUCAGUUCUCCUGGAAGGGUGCUUCCCACUGCGAAUUUUGCAGUCCCGGCGAGGUGCCUACACCAGAUCAGGGGAGCUGCCAGGCCUGUCCACCGCAGCACUUUGCACCUAUCAACGCGGAUGUCUGUCAGCCGUGUGGCUUUCCUUUCAUCGCAACCGAGGGAGCGUGCGUUUGGUGGCACUUGGUGAUUUUUGCUGUGGUGAUCGCUGGAGUGGCUGUGGCCCUGAGACUCUGGGCAUCUCGCAGAUUGAGGAAGAGAGAGUUCAAGAUCACAGAGGCUAUGAACAGCUUCUAUAGUGACCUUUGGGAGGAAGAGGCCGACACGGUCAUCCGCUAUACAGCCAUGCUUGGGAGCCUGGGUGUGGACAAGCAGACCAUUGAUGGUCAAGUAUGCGAAAUGCUUGCGGUGCAAAGCCAAAGAGCUGGGGUGGGCAUGCAGUACUUGCUUUCGGACACCUUUGCGGAGCUGGCUACGGGCCGGACAAACAAGGCGGACCCAACUUUCAUAGACAUGAAAGAAGCCUUUUGGCUGUCUGAGGACCCUAUCGGGAGCAACCUACGAUGCCCGCGCGAUGGACAACCGGGAUGCGCACUUGUAGACUGGAUUCCGCGGGAAGCCCGACGGGAGCAGACUCAUUUCAUGUCAUGGACAUGGCGGUACACCCUUGGCGAGCUCACCAGUGCUCUGCGCAUGUUCCAGGCAGGCGAGGUCAUGGAGAGCGUCCAUUUCUUCAUGUGCUUCUUCAUCAACAACCAGUACAGGAUUCUGGUCGAAGAAUCCACAACAGGCAGCGCGGACCUUGAACAAGUUUUUGAAGUAAACCUGAAGCGGAUAGGCCGCAUGGUGGCCAUUCUGGAUGCCUGGCACCAGCCAGUCUACUUGUCCAGAGUUUGGACAGUAUUCGAGCAGUUCGUGGCUUCAAAGCUGGACAUUCCCGUUCAAUUUGUGAUGCCGGCAUCAUCUGCUUUAUCCCUGCAGCAAACAAUUCGACGUGGGGAUGCGGGCAUCGAGCAGAUUACGGAGUCGCUAAGUGCGGUGGAUUCACAGAAGGCGAAAGCCUGGUGCCAGGAAGAUGAAAUCAAGGUAAAAUCCUUGAUUCAGGAGUCCGUGGGCUUUGCUCACGUGAACCGGCACGUUUCCAGAGUGAUGUUGAAGUGGGUUCGUGAAAUGGUGAAGCUGCACAUGCGGGAGCUCAUUGGUCGAAGGGCAAAUAGCGUCAAUUAG
This is a messenger RNA of Symbiodinium pilosum, 1590 nucleotides long. Lineage: Eukaryota; Dinophyceae; Suessiales; Symbiodiniaceae. The record is from the annotation of a GenBank genome assembly.